Messenger RNA from Cercopithifilaria johnstoni, 2871 nucleotides. The record is from the annotation of a GenBank genome assembly. NCBI's taxonomy places the organism in Eukaryota, Metazoa, Nematoda, Chromadorea, Rhabditida, Onchocercidae.
AUGAGCCAGAAGAAGACGCUUGGAACGGUUACAGAAUGUACAGAGAUUUGUGAUGAUUCGAUAUCUUUGCUGGGCGAUGCCAACCUUUCAGUUUUAAAUAGUUCAGGACUUUUAACAGAUGUGAGCUUAUUUCUUAUGAAAGAUCAGACACUAAAACUUUACACUGUUUUGUUGGUAGAGAAAGAAUGUGGUGAGGUAACGAAAAAUGAUGAGAAGGAAAAGGGAAAAUGGAUUAACGCGAAGCCGUCCAUAUUGAAUUUUGCGUCAUUAUUUCAUGCUCGAUCGCAUCGAAAAUACAAAAGAAGUAGUAGUGUAAUAGAUAUAGCAUCAUCAAAGGGUGUCGAUGAAAUGAUUCAAAUAAAUAACGAUCGCACAUUAUCUAAUGCAAAUGCUGGCUCGGUACCACAGUUAGAUUCCCGAAUUCUUCAAGAUAGCUGCUCAUCAAGUGUCGGUGAACAAUCACAAUUUACAAAUAGUGAAGAUAAACAAAGCUUUGGUGUUAAUGGUAGCGAAGCAGACUUUGAGCAGACAUUACAAAAUAUUAAUGAAGAAUCUUCACGUUUUGGUGCAGUGGCCACAUCUGAUACUAGUUCACAACAAACAAUACCACAAUAUUCACCAGUGAAUACUUCUGCUCCGAGUCGAAAAUAUUGGGAAUGUCCAUUAUGCUUCAUUCGACAACCGUUAGCAAAUUUUCCUCGUCUUUCUUGCUGCAAUCAUCGAUCGUGUAAAAGUUGUCUUGUGCAGUACUUGCAAGUGGAAAUAAUGGAAAGUAGAGUGCAGUUAACAUGUCCCGAAUGCAAUGAGCUGCUUCAUCCAACUGAUAUUUAUUCCUUAAUGGUACAAUGCCCUGAUUUAAUUAGAAAAUACGAAACAUUUGCAUUGAGGCGUGUUUUAAUGAUGGAUCCAGAUACUCGAUGGUGUCCAGCACCUGAUUGCACGUACGCGGUUAUCGCAACAGCAUGUGCUGCUUGUCCCGAACUACGUUGUGAACGACCCGGUUGUGGUGCACUUUUUUGUUAUCACUGCAAAGGACCAUGGCAUGCCAGUCAAACCUGUGAUGAAGCUCGUAAAGAACGUGGAGAAAUAUAUCGACGAACGGUGCCACAACUUUCGGCUGCACAAGAAAGCACCCUCAAACGUGGUGAUAUCAAAGCGUGUCCUCGAUGUCGUACAUACAUUGUCAAAAUGAAUGAUGGUUCAUGCAAUCAUAUGGUUUGUGCGAUGUGCAGCGCUCAAUUCUGCUGGCUUUGUUUACGAGAAAUCAAUGACCUGCAUUACUUAAGUCCCACAGGGUGCACUUUUUGGGGAAAAAAACCUUGGACUAGAAAGAAGAAAUUACUGUGUCAAAUUGGAACUCUGAUUGGUGCACCUGUUGGUAUUGCAUUGAUUGCAGGUUUGGCAAUACCAGGCAUAAUUUUUGGAGUACCCGUAUUUGUUGGAAGAAAAGUGAACCAGCGUUUUGCUCAUCUAACUAAAAUUCGUAAACGUUGUUUAACGGCUGGAAGUGUAAUUGGAUCACUAUUCGUUAGCCCAGUUUUGGCUGUAAUGGCUGUUGGUGUAGGAGUCCCCAUUAUGCUAGCUUAUGUUUAUGGCGUCGUACCGCUGUCUUUGUGCAGAAAUGGUGGAUGUGGUGUUGGCAGUGAUUCGUCAAAACCGGACCAAGAUAAUUUUGAUGAUGACGAAAUUUGGCACGAAGUGAAUAUGCGCAACCAUGAGAAAUCCCCAUUGUUAAACGACAUGGAGCGGCAGGACGGUACAUCCGUCAUAACCAGAAUAUCUGUAAAUAGUGGCUUAUCAGGUGUGCAACAGAUGCCUAACCGCUUACAGGUGCAGGCCGAGUUAUGUCGCCGUAGACCAAGCAUAGAAUCAGGAAUCAACAGCUUAGGAGAGAAAUGCAACUAUGAGGAGGCGAGCACCAAAGCUAUGGCUGGUUCGCAGUAUAAUGAUGACAAGAGUUUGCAAACAGUAUGUUCUGGUCAAGAAGUGGUGAGUUAUUGCGAAGAAGUGGCAAGCAUUGUUGCUUUGUCAGGUUCGGUUGUUGAUGCGAAGUCACUCACUGAUAGUGCCAGUGGGCGUAUUUUUGUAACACAGAUGCACUGCCGUGAAAGAGAUCUGAGUCCAUCAUCACAAAACGCCAUUGUUUGUAUCGAUCCUUCAAAAUCAGGUGAUGAACGCUCUUGCGGAAGUCAACAGCAUGCUCGGCAAGAAAUAAAUACUCACACUCGAGAAGAUUCUUUGUCGUGUGGUGGUGCUUGCAAACGUCGUGGUCUCGCAACGAGCAUCGUUUCUGCUGCGAAUGGCGGCGCCACAUCACUUCGGGUUGCGCAAACAUAUUCCAAUAUAAAAUGUGGCUUCAUUACUGAGGAUGCUUCAGGUGACGAUCCCGAUGACUUGGUAUUAAUGACGGACAAAGCAAUCCGUCAACCUAGCGAUACAAGCAAAGACUUAAAACAGUCAUCUUCAAGUUCGAUUAAAGUUCAUCAGGUUAUGCGUUCUCCUCAUUCAAGUGACUCUGCUGAUUCUAAAGCUGAUCGAUUUCAUAUCCGUGCAAUUUUUGAUACCAUGAAGAGAAUUGUUUCGGAUGAUGUUGCUUCUGAAUCUGAAAAAGAAACGGAAGUUCAGCAAAUCAGUAAUUUUAAUUUCCGUUCGGUUUUACGCCGCCCAGUGCACAAGAAUGUAAUUUUAAACAAUACCGAUACACAUAGUCAUAUUGGUGCAUGUUCGAGUAGCAGUGAUCAGCGUGCACUGUCCUCCAAUUCAGAGCAUUCCAUUGCGACAAACUACACUAAAACAGAUUGCAACACCGAUGAAAAGAAUGAUGCAGAGAAUAAACGACGUUUCUUUUCAAAUUUUUUUGUCAAACAUUGA